GACUUCCAGCUGAACAGGGUGGCAAUGGAGGAGGGGGCGGGGGCGGAGCCGUCUCCCGCCGGCGCCAGACCAAAAAAGAAGAACAGAAAGACCUACGACCUCACUGCUGCCGACAGGUUCUGGCAGAAACACAAGGGCAGUCCGUUCCCAGAGGUGGCGGAGUCGGUCCAGGAGGAGUUGGAUACUUACAGAGCCCAGGAGGACGAAGUCAAACGCCUGAAGAGCAUCAUGGGUUUAGAGGGAGAGGAUGAAGGAGCCAUCAGCAUGCUGUCAGACAACACCGCCAAGCUCACCUCUGCUGUCAGCUCUCUGCCUGAGCUGCUGGAGAAGAAAAGACUGAUCGACUUGCACACCAACGUCGCCACGGCCGUCCUCGACCACAUCAAGAGUCGUAAACUGGAUGUUUACUUUGAGUAUGAAGAGAAACUGAUGAGCAAGUCGACUUUAGACAAAUCACUGCUGGACAUCAUCAGCGACCCAGAUGCCGGCACCCCAGAAGACAAAAUGAGACUUUUCCUCAUCUACUACAUCGCUGCUCUGCAGGCUCCGUCAGAGUCGGACCUGGAGCAGUAUAAGACGGCUCUGUUAGACGCAGGCUGUGACCUUUCACCUCUCAACUACAUCAAACAGUGGAAGGCGUUUACCAAGAUGGCCGCCACCCCGGCCAACUACGGCAACAGCGGAGUGAAACCCAUGGGGCUGUUUUCCAGAGUGAUGAAUACUGGAUCCCAGUUCGUCAUGGAGGGAGUGAAGAACCUGGUGCUCAAACAGCAUAACCUUCCGGUCACUCGGAUCCUCGACAACCUGAUGGAGAUGAAGUCGAAUCCUGAAACAGACGACUAUCGGUACUUCGACCCGAAGAUGCUGCGAGGCAGCGAGAGCUCCAUUCCCAGGAACAAGAACCCGUUUCAGGAGGCCAUCGUGUUCGUGGUCGGAGGAGGAAACUACAUCGAGUACCAGAACCUGGUGGAUUACGCCAAGGUCAAACAGGGGAAGAAAGUUGUUUACGGCUGCAGUGAACUCUUCAACGCCGCUCAGUUCAUCAAACAGCUCUCCCAACUGGGCCAAAAGUGACGUGGACACCAACAAUAUGUGAACCUCUCUCUCUCUCUCUCUCGAGGUCGUAGCUGAUCUCUUUAUUCCAGUUGUUUUAUAUCGAACUCUGUUCUGUAAAUUGAUUAAACGUUUCCUGUCUUCACUGUAAUUUCUGUCUCUUCCAGUCAGCACUAAUAAAUCUAAACGGUCUCAGCUCA
Morone saxatilis (striped sea-bass) is the source of this 1253-nucleotide messenger RNA. RefSeq names its product sec1 family domain containing 1 (gene scfd1). Lineage: Eukaryota; Metazoa; Chordata; Actinopteri; Moronidae. The record is from RefSeq and is a predicted model, not a curated record. Gene Ontology annotation, molecular function: syntaxin binding. Gene Ontology annotation, cellular component: cytosol; Golgi membrane. Gene Ontology annotation, biological process: endoplasmic reticulum to Golgi vesicle-mediated transport; intracellular protein transport.